CGGAAGGCGUCCCCGGCGAACCCCGGCUCAAAAAACAGCACUCAGCUUCGGGCGGGGACGAAAAGUCGGAAUGGAUCUCUUAGGAGCUGUCUCUAGAGUCAAAGAAGGCGACGGGGUAACAAACGGAUUUCCGAAGGGCGCCAUGUUUUGGAAGUUUGACCUGCACACGAGCUCUCACCUGGACACACUGCUGGAGAAGGAGGACCUAAGCCUGCCGGAGCUGCUGGAUGAGGAGGACGUGCUGCAGGAGUGCAAGGUUGUCAACCGGAAGCUCCUAGACUUCCUGCUACAGCCAUCCCACUUGCAGGCCAUGGUGGCCUGGGUCACCCAAGAGCCCCCAUCCAGUGGUGAGGAGCGGCUGCGCUACAAGUACCCUAGUGUAGCCUGUGAGAUCCUGACCUCUGAUGUGCCCCAGAUCAACGAUGCCCUGGGUGCAGAUGAGUCCCUCCUGAACCGGCUCUAUGGCUUCCUGCAGAGUGGUGACAACCUCAACCCACUGCUUGCUAGCUUUUUCAGCAAGGUCAUGGGCAUUCUCAUCAAUCGCAAAACAGACCAGCUUGUGUCCUUCCUGCGCAAGAAAGAUGACUUUGUGGACCUGUUGCUGCGCCACAUUGGCACCUCGGCCAUCAUGGACCUCCUGUUGCGCCUGCUUACUUGUGUGGAGCGGCCCCAGCUGCGGCAGGAUGUCUUCAAUUGGCUCAAUGAAGAGAAGAUUGUCCAGCGACUAAUUGAGCAGAUCCACCCAUCAAAAGAUGACAAUCAACAUUCCAAUGCAUCCCAGUCCCUGUGUGACAUCAUCCGCCUGAGCCGGGAGCAGAUGAUCCAAGGCCAGGACAGCCCGGAGCCAGACCAGCUGUUGGCCACCUUGGAGAAGCAGGAGACCAUCGAGCAGCUUCUGAGUAACAUGUUUGAGGGAGAGCAGUGCCAGUCUGUCAUUGUCAAUGGGAUCCAGGUGCUGCUGACCCUCCUGGAGCCUAGGAGGCCAAGGUCUGACUCUGUGACCAUGAACAACUUCUUUAGCAGUGUGGAUGGGCAGUUGGAGCUCCUGGCCCAGGGGGCCCUGGAUAAUGCAAUGUCCAGUAUGGGUGCCUUGCAUGCCCUGCGUCCCCGGCUUGACCGCUUCCAUCAGCUCCUGGUUGAACCUCCCAAGUUGGAGCCUCUGCAGAUGACGUGGGGCAGUCUGUCCCCACCCCUGGGUAACACGAGGUUACAUGUGGUCAAGCUCCUGGCCAGUGCCCUGAGUACCAACGCCGCUGCCUUGACGCAGGAGCUCCUGGUGCUGGAUGUACCCAACACCUUACUGGACCUCUUCUUCCACUAUGUAUUCAACAACUUCCUGCAUGCUCAAGUGGAGGUGUGUGUGAGCGCCAUGCUGAGUUCCGGGCCCCCUUCAGACAGCAGCUCCGAGACACCUGUCCCAAACCCUAUUGUGAAACAUCUCCUUCAGCACUGCCGCUUGGUGGAGCGUGUUCUGACAUCCUGGGAGGAGAACGACCGUGUGCAGUCUGGAGGGGGCCCAAGGAAAGGCUACAUGGGUCACCUGACUCGGUUGGCCAAUGCUGUGGUGCAGAAUGCAGAACAGGGGCCCAAUGCUGAACAACUGGGGCAGCUUCUAAAGGAGCUGCCAGAAGAGCAGCAGCAGCGGUGGGAAGCGUUUGUGUCAGGACCCCUGGCUGAGACCAAUAAGAAGAACACAGUGGAUCUGGUGAACACUCACCACCUUCACUCCUCCAGUGAUGAUGAAGAUGACCGCCUCAAGGAGUUCAACUUCCCCGAGGAGGCUGUAUUGCAGCAGGCCUUCAUGGACUUCCAGAUGCAACGCAUGACCUCAGCCUUCAUUGACCACUUUGGCUUUAAUGAUGAGGAAUUUGGGGAGCAGGAGGAAAGUGUGAAUGCACCAUUUGACAAGACUGCCAACAUCACCUUCUCCCUAAAUGCUGAUGAUGAGAAUCCCAAUGCCAACCUGCUUGAGAUAUGCUACAAGGACCGGAUCCAGCAGUUCGAUGAUGAGGAAGAAGAGGAGGAGGAGGGCCGAGGUUCAGCAGAGUCAGAUGGAGAAUAUGGUGCCUGGCAGGGCAGCCAGCCAGCGAGGGCAUCCCAUGCAGGCCAGCCCCCUGGUGUCCGGAGUGGAGGAAGCACAGAUAGCGAGGAGGAUGAGGAGGAUGAGGAAGAGGAGGAUGAGGAUGAGGGGGCUGGCCAGGCAGCCUGUGGAAGAACCAGCCCUUCCUCCUUCCCCAGCCCCAGCCCUCAGGCUUCUGGCCCAAGUUGGACAGCUACCUUUGACCCAGUGCCUACGGAUGCCCCAACAGGUUCUCCAGUUUCCAGGAAGGCAGACAUGUCCUCUACCCAGAUCCUGACCAACCCUCUAGCCCAUGAUGCCCCACAGCUCAGGUCUCAGGACCCCAUACCCCCCUCAGCACCUCAGGAAGUCACAGAUAGCAGCAAAGUAGCGGAGGCCUUGGCCCCCUGCCAGGCCUUGGUUAGUGUUGCGGAUGUCCAGGCCACUCUGCAUGGGAUGCGCUCUGCCCCCAGCUCCUUGGACAGUGCAACCAGAGACCCCUCUACCUCUGUCCCAGCCUUUGAGGCCCACCAUUCCCCCCAGACCAUAGAGGGGGAAAAGAGCCCAGAACUUUUGGGGCUUCCCCAAAGCCAGAGUGCCCCGGCCCUUGAGAUGCCCAAUGGCUCUACCCCAGGAGGGCCUGUUUCAUUGGGUUCCCAGUGAGUGUGGCUACAGCCGGGGGUGGGUGAGCGAGAUGGGGGUCACUGGACCCUUACACAUGUUUCCCUCUGUUUCCAGGUAGCUGCCUGGUGGCAGUGGUGGCCAAAUCCUCUGUCCUCCCUAUGGAAUCCCCCAGUGGGGCAGAUGGGUCCUUUGGUGGCCCUCUACCCCAUUGCCCCAUACCCUACAUUCUCUCCUCUGGACUCCCAAGGAGGCUGGUGCCAGGGAGAUGCCCUCACCCACCCCCAUUUGCACUGAGAAGAGAAACUAUGGAGCUUUGUCUCCAAGAAUAAAGAUAGAGAGUCACAUAGAGAAAGGAGAGAGAGAGAGAAGUAUAUUAUAUAUUAUAUAUAUAUAUAUAUAUUGAGGGAGGAGUAAGAAAGGAAGCCAGGACAAUUAACUGGGCCAGCAGCUCUGAAGCACAACCUCCGUCUGUCCCAGUGGGGACUUGGCGCUGGGGCUUGAGGCCACUUACCUGUGCUCUGGUGCAGAUGCUCACACCCAGCCUUUCACUCAGGACCACCUUGGGGUUUAACAGAGGGCAUCAGGCCUAUAUGGCCAUGUGUGUGUCCAGACCUUGCACUUUGACCA
Messenger RNA from Acomys russatus (golden spiny mouse), 3310 nucleotides. It is a transcript of the gene Ppp6r1, whose product is annotated as protein phosphatase 6 regulatory subunit 1. The record is from RefSeq and is a predicted model, not a curated record. Gene Ontology annotation, molecular function: protein phosphatase binding; protein phosphatase regulator activity. Lineage: Eukaryota; Metazoa; Chordata; Mammalia; Rodentia; Muridae. Gene Ontology annotation, cellular component: cytosol; nucleus. The coding region runs from base 71 to 2722 and encodes 883 amino acids. The transcript is spliced from 23 exons.